AUGUCGCUGGUGGACGACGGCUUCGAGGCUCUCUUGGAGCCUUUUUACAACGGCAAGAAGCUUACCGAUCCGGUGAAUACCAGGGACGACAAGUUCCAGCUUCUGCCCGCCUUCCUCAAAGUGAAGGGGCUUGUAAAGCAACACAUCGACUCGUACAACUUCUUCGUGGAGCAGGAGAUCAAGGAUAUCGUUCGCGCCAACCGUACCAUUCGCAGCGACGUCGAUAGCAACUUUUGGUUAGAAUUCACAGACAUCCGUGUCGAUCGCCCUCGUCGCCAGGACCAUAAUGACGCCAAAUCCCGAUCCGAGGUGACUCCCAUGGAGUGUCGACUACGGGACAUGACCUACGCCGCCCCCAUUGUUGUCGACAUCGCCUACAUUCGAGACAAGCAGCGAAUUAUUCGGAAAAAUGUGCCUCUGGGUCGCAUGCCUGUGAUGCUGAAAAGCUCCAGGUGCCGUCUGAGCGGUGCCACCAACGCGCAAAUGGAGGCCAUGAACGAGUGUCCCCUUGACCCAGGCGGCUACUUCGUCAUCAACGGUACGGAAAAGGUCAUUCUGAUUCAGGAGCAGUUGAGCAAAAAUCGAGUCAUUGUCGAGGCCGAUGAAAAGAACAACGUCAUAUCCGCGUCGGUGACUAGCUCAACCCACGAACGCAAGUCAAAAACAUACGUUACCCUCAAGAAGGACAGGAUUGUCAUGACACACAAUGUCCUGGUCGAAGGUAUUCCGAUUGUCAUUAUUCUCAAAGCUCUAGGGAGCUUGUCCGACUACGAGAUUAUGCAACUUGUUGCUGGCUCCGACGGUCGAUAUCAAGAUGAAUUCGUCAUCAAUUUCGACGAGGCGACCAGAGCUGGCGUCUAUACACAACACCAGGCUCUCGAGUACAUCGGCUCGAGGGUCAAGAUGGGAUCUCGCAGAGCCAUUUUUGGACCGCAGGUCCGUCGCAACAACGUUGAAGAAGGCCUUGAUGCCCUCGCCAACCUCAUCAUUGCCCAUGUUCCUAUUGAGGGCUUGGACUUCUAUCCUAAAGCGAUCUACGUGGCGAUGAUGACUCGACGAGUCUUGAUGGCUUCACAGGAUUCCAAGCUCGUUGACGACAGGGACUUUGUCGGUAACAAGCGGUUGGAGUUGGCGGGCCAGCUCCUGUCUCUCCUGUUUGAAGAUCUUUUCAAGCGAUUCAUGGGCGAAGUCAAGAUGUCCAUUGACAAAUUCCUGAAAAAGAAUAAUCGUGCCGUCCCCCUUGAUGCAGUUCACAUGAUCAGCAAUCAUGCCAAUAAUAUUGGAAUGGGAAUCAACCGCGCAAUCCAGACCGGCAACUGGACCGUGAAGCGAUUCAACAUGAACAGAGCCGGUGUCACGCACGUACUGAGUCGACUCAGCUACAUCAGUGCCCUGGGCAUGAUGACCCGAAUCAGCUCCCAGUUUGAGAAGACGCGCAAGGUUUCCGGCCCCCGUGCUCUUCAGCCAUCACAAUGGGGCAUGCUGUGCCCCUCAGACACCCCCGAAGGGGAAGCCUGCGGUUUGGUCAAGAACUUGGCUCUCAUGACACAUAUUACGACCAAUGUCGACGAGGCGCCGGUGAAGCGGUGGAUAUUCACAAUAGACACAGGCGUUGAGCCUAUUCGAAACUUUUCAGGUGCCGAAAUGCACCGGGAAGGCUCUUGGGUCAUUCACGUCAACGGAACCCCUUUUGCUCUCACUCGGUACCCCAAGAGGUUUGCCUCGAGAUUCCGCACCAUGCGUCGACGAGGCUGGAUAUCACCAUUCGUAAGCAUAAAUCUCAACUCCCACUUUAAUGCUGUCCACAUCGCGACGGAUGAAGGGCGCAUCUGCCGACCGUAUAUUAUUGUCAAGAACGGAACGCAAAAGCUCAAGAACGAGCACCUAAAGCUGUUGCAAUUGGGAAAAGUUUCAUUUGAUGACUUUUUGACAAGAGGCGUUGUCGAGUACUUGGAUGUCAACGAGGAACAGGACGCGCUCGUCACUCUUUAUGAAAGUCAAAUAACACAGAGCACGACUCAUUUGGAAAUCGAGCCAUUCACCCUUCUCGGAGCUGUGGCCGGUUUGAUUCCAUUUCCGCAUCAUAACCAAUCUCCCAGAAACACCUACCAAUGUGCCAUGGGUAAGCAGGCCAUUGGAGCCAUUGCGUACAAUCAAUUCAAUCGCAUUGAUACACUGCUUUAUACUCUGGUUUAUCCACAGCGGCCCAUGGUCACAACCAAGACCAUUCAGCUUGUACACUAUGAUAAGCUCCCGGCGGGCCAGAAUGCUACAGUCGUUGUCAUGUCGUACUCUGGGUACGACAUUGAAGAUGCUCUGGUUUUGAACAAGGCUUCAAUUGACCGAGGAUUCGGGCGAUGCCAAGUCUUCCGCAAGUACACUACAGAGCUGCAGAAGUACCCGAACGGUAGACGGGAGCGUAUUGGCGACCCAGUCAAUCAGAUGAAUGGCAGCACGACGCGCCGCGAGGAGAAAUACGAGGCUCUAGAUGAUGACGGACUAGCCACUGUUGGCUACCGAGUCAAGAGCGGAGAGGUCAUGGUCAAGAAAGAAACUCCCCUGGACCUGACGACGACAGGUAUCGGUCUUGACCGCGGACCAAGCGAGUAUCGUGACUCUGCCAUCUCCUAUCGAAUCCCCGACCCUGCCUAUAUAGACAAGGUGAUGAUUUCUCAAACAGAAAAGGAUACCACCGUGAUCAAAGUACAAACCCGGCAGACUCGUCGUCCAGAACUUGGAGACAAGUUUUCGUCUCGCCACGGUCAGAAGGGUGUCGUUGGUAUCAUCGUGGACCAGGAAGAUAUGCCCUUUGCCGACAACGGCCUUUGCCCCGACAUCAUUAUGAACCCUCACGGUUUCCCGUCUCGCAUGACGGUAGGUAAGCUGCUAGAGUGCUUGACAGGCAAGGCUUCCAUUAUCGAUGGCCGGCCGGACUAUGGAUUUGGCGAUGCCUUCAGAUCCCAUCCAGUCAAGGACAUGAGCCAGGUGCUCCUCGACUACGGCUUCUCCUGGGAGGGCAAAGAUUACUUCACGUCAGGCCUGACAGGAGAGCCACUGGAGGCAUACAUCUUCAACGGCCCCAUCUACUACCAGCGUUUGAAGCACAUGGUCCAAGACAAGAUGCACUCUCGAUCCCGCGGCCCCAGGGCCAUCUUGACGAGACAGCCUACAGAGGGUCGAUCGCGCGACGGUGGACUGCGUCUUGGAGAAAUGGAGCGGGAUUGUCUCAUUGCGUACGGCGCCUCACAGCUCCUUUUAGAGCGUCUCAUGCUGAGCUCGGACGGUGUUACUCUCGAUAUCUGCCAGCAGUGCGGUCUCUUUGGAUACAAGGGCUACUGCAACACUUGUAAGAGCACGAGAGACGUCACGCAGAUGCAGAUGCCGUAUGCGGCGAAGCUGCUUGUUCAGGAACUGAUUAGCAUGAAUGUUGGCGUGCGUCUUCAGUUGGAAGACGAGUUUCCUCACCCCCAAUGA
Molecule: messenger RNA, 3474 nt
Organism: Metarhizium album ARSEF 1941
Lineage: Eukaryota; Fungi; Ascomycota; Sordariomycetes; Hypocreales; Clavicipitaceae
Product: DNA-directed RNA polymerase III polypeptide
Exons: 4
Coding region: 1-3474 (1157 amino acids)
Biological process (GO): DNA-templated transcription
Cellular component (GO): RNA polymerase III complex
Molecular function (GO): DNA-directed RNA polymerase activity; ribonucleoside binding; DNA binding
Source: RefSeq, a predicted model, not a curated record